Messenger RNA from Nyctereutes procyonoides (raccoon dog), 857 nucleotides. RefSeq names its product late histone H2B.L4-like. Lineage: Eukaryota; Metazoa; Chordata; Mammalia; Carnivora; Canidae. Bases 82 to 510 code for a protein of 142 amino acids. The transcript has a single exon. Gene Ontology annotation, molecular function: DNA binding; structural constituent of chromatin; protein heterodimerization activity. The record is from RefSeq and is a predicted model, not a curated record. Gene Ontology annotation, cellular component: nucleosome.
UUAUCAUCCCCGACCCCGCCAAGUACGCGCCGGUCCCCAAAAAGGGCUCCAGGAAGGCGGUGACUAAGGCGCAGAAGAAAGAUGGCAAGAGGCGCAAACGACGUCUUAAAAACCGAUUCCAUCUACGUGUACAAGGUGCUGAAGCAGGUGCACCCCGACACGGGCAUCUCGUCCAAGGCCAUGGGCAUCAUGAACUCGUUCGUCAACGACAUCUUCGAGCGCAUCGCGGGCGAGGCGUCGCGCCUGGCGCAUUACAACAAGCGCUCGACCAUCACGUCCAGGGAGAUCCAGACGGCCGUGCGCCUGCUGCUGCCCGGGGAGCUGGCCAAGCACGCCGUGUCCGAGGGCACCAAGGCCGUCACCAAGUACACCAGCGCCAAGUAUAUGUUUUCCUACGUUUUGCUUUACUUAAAGGCUCUUUUAAGAGCUACUCACAUUUUGCAAAUUGAGAGUUUUAGUAACAGGUGUUUACAGCACACUUUAGUAUUAUGCGUAAGUUUGGUGAAAUGAUUACAGUAGAAGCAUCGCUAAAGGUGUAAAAGUCUGGUUUUGGUGUCUGUUCAUUAAGUCUUUAAUUUGUACUCUUUCAUCUAAUCGAGAUUUUAAAUUGUUUUGUAGAGUGCUGCCUGGAUUUUAAAGUUGCCUAUGCUUAAGCUACAUGUUGGAUUAUUGCUUUAAAUACAAUUCCUACUUGAUAACAAUAUAGGUUUCAUAAAGAUUAAGUCGUCCAAUGCCUUUUUUUUGUUGUUGUUACAAUGGACACCAAGUUUCAAUUUUAGUCUUAUUGUAGAAACUGAACUAAGCCUGGGGAAUUACUGGACCCCAGAAUUUAAUGUUAGCUACUGAUGUAGACUGUU